AUCUGUUAUUUUCUGCUUUUGUUGUUGUUAUUUAUUAAUAGUGAUGAGUAUGGUUUCAUGUUGAAAUUACAACUUAAAGCAUAUUUGCAUCACCAAUUACCAUUUGCUAAUGACUUUUGCUUGUGGUGAUAUAGUUGGUUUACUUUUUAAUUUUAGUUAUAAAAUGUAAUAAUCAUAUACAUUAAGCACUGUACCAAUCCAAUAUGGAUGACAACAACUUUAAAGCGCAAAAACUUAUUGUUUACAAUAAACAUCUCCCAUACAGUGAUCAGUUACACGAGGAAAGUAAUCGCAACCUAGCUGAUAUAAAGUUUAACUUAUCUCGAGCUGUUAUAUUUCAAGAAUUGACACCUGGUAUUCUGGUUUGGUGUAACAGGCUUGAUACUUACCUGCGCCUAAAUGGUAGAAAUUUCUCAAAAGAAGAUCAUGUAUCUUUUAUAAAAUUACUUUACGAAUUGAUGGUGAUACCUGACUUGGAACCACAAUUUGUGAAAGGUUUUGCUACAGUCCUUAACAAACUUUUAAAAAAAAAAGAAUUAUUAGAUAGAGAUGAUUUGCAGUUACCAUGGAAACCUUUAUAUGAACUUGUCAAAUCAAUACGCUAUUCCAAACUUGCGCCUCUAGGUUUGAUGAAAUUUCCUAAUAAGUUAAAUGACUGUAUCAUCAACAUUGUUAAGUUUGCUAGACAUUACUUUCCUAUUGAAGCAACAGAAGAAAUGCUGCUUGAGUGGAGACCUUACAUGUGUCCAUUUGAUUCUGUGAAAGUAAAUGCUGCCUAUUAUUUCUCAAGAUUUUUACCAACGAAACUAUUUGGAGAAGAGCAAGUAAAAGGAUACAACCUUUGGCUUCCAGAGUUUUUCGAUUACUGGAUCAAUUGUACUCAAAACAUACCAUCCGUUGCUGAGGAAUAUACAAGAUUGUUUAUGCGACUAGCAGAGUCAAAUGUUGGUUUAAUUGACUGGAAUCCUUACAUGCCACAGAUUUUUAGUUUAUUUUUAAGCAGUUUAAAUCUACCUGUCAAUGGGUCGGUGAGAAAUGGUAGUUUAAGUCUGCGUAAUAUGGUCUCACAUGUCAACACAUCAGCAAAGUGGUUUGUUUAUAUGAUUGGUGGAGACAGUUUGGUUUUAGAUUACCUCGAGAAAUUGUUUACAACGUUGGAAUCUUUUUAUCAUCCCUCAAAUCAUGGGAAAUUUUCAGUUACUUUACUUGCCUUCCUGAAUUCAAUUAUUGAUCAGUUUGUGAGACGUUUACACAGUGAAAGACAUGCAAAAGAAAAUUGGUUUACAAAAACUCCAGAUCAUGUGAAGAUAACAGACAACGAGAUUUUCAGAUUUGCAAACAUGUUAAAGGACGUGGCGUUACUGUCUGUCUACAGUAAGUCGGGCAGCUUACAAGCAGCUGCAGUUAUGCAGAAUUUAGCAUUGUUACGGCCAGACCUUGUUCUGCCAUCUUUGCUUGAAAGGACUUUUGAAGCAUUGGAAACAUUGGUAGAACCUCAUCAAGUCACAGCAACACUGACAUGUAUAACUUCUGUGGCACGCAGUCUAGUUACAGGCGGAGAACAUUUUCCUGAAGCACCCACGCAUGUCUUGCCAUUGUUGCGCCUUGUCUUGCCUGGUUUGGAUCCAAACGAUUUUAGAAAAAGCAUGUCUUCUUUCACUUUGAUAUCUGCUAUUGUUGGUUUGGUGCCAAUGGUUGAUUGUAUGCCAGCAUUGCAUGCUGGGUUGGAAAUGACAGAGGUUGAGAAAGAGUUAUGUCAAGCAUCAGGACAAUUUGAAGACUUUAUUCUUCAAUUUGUUGAUAGGUGUUUUGUUUUGAUCGAAAACAGUAGUGCUACUGAUAUAUCUGAGCAAGACAACCUCAUGGCUGACAGCAUGAAUGUUCAAGAGGGAAUGAUUGGGAUGGGGAUGGAAUCUACCCUGCAAACUGUUUUUAUGCAAUGCUCUCCUCAAAUAUUCAAGUCCGUAUUGCAUGGUAUUUUUCAAUUUGUGUCAACCCGCGUUUUGGAAGUAAACUUUGCUGGCAAAAUGGUGUCAGACAUGUGUCGAGCUGCUUCAAAGUCAUUUCCACAGAUCACCUUAAAGAAAUUUCUUCCUUUCCUUUGCACAACAAUUACAAAUUUAGCAUCAGUGGAAGGUAUAGAAAAAGAGGAAAACAUCGAUGCAGAGUUACUUUGGUACCUGGAAGUGAUAUCUGAACUUGUCCGAUGUGAUGGGAAAGAGUUGCUUCCAUAUAAAGACUCGUUAAACAAAGUUCUCAACCUAACUUUACACUUAAAAUGCAAGAAAGCGUAUUCAAGAGCUGGAAAGUUUUUAAAAGCAAUCCUUUCAUCAUGCUCUGAGGUUUAUAGUUUGGAAUGGCACAGUCAACAAAUUGGUUUCGAAAAGGAUCCCACUCAACAUUUCUAUAUCCGUGAUUGGGGUAAACCUGGCGACAUAGAUGAUUUAAACAUGUCUUGGCAUAUUCCAAGUUUGGAAGAAUUAGAAUUUGUAAAUGAAUUAGUCAAAGAACAUUUGUAUCCUGAAUUAGAUAUAAUAAAAAGCUAUAUUAAAGGAACUGCCACUGUGACAAGAGAUGAGCUUCACCAACGUCUUCAAAUUGUUGCAGUUAUAGUAUUUGGUAGCGCAAGUACUUUCCCAAUAUGGGAAGAUAAAAAAGUAGAAGGUCUAGCACCACCUAGUUUGGUAACGAGGGAGCGUACUUAUAAUGUCACAAGUGUAGAAGCGCUCACAUCAUUUCAAUGUUGUGCCACCAGAAAGGAGAUUGUUCUUAUUAUUCACGAUUUGUUUGAAUUUAUGUCAAAAGAAAAUGAAGAUGACGCUAAAGCAUUCCGCAUUAUUUCUAAAAUUUACGAUUUCUUAUUGUUACACCAUGGUGUGAACUGGAGGGAAUUUAAUGUCCGAUGGAAAAGUUCAAUGGCAGUUAAAAAAGCCUUAGCAGAUAAGUUGCACAAAAAGAAAAGACAUGUUCGUGCUAUUCUUAUUGAACGCGUACAACUGCAACACGAAAUGAGAGUACUUGAUCGUCAUUCUGUACCAUACACUGAAACAGAUAAAAUGGUUAUCAAAGACCUGGUUUUAAUGAGCACUAGUGAUUACACUGAGGUUCGUAUCGACUCACAGAAAGUUCUUUUUGCUUGCCUGGAGAUGUUUGAUUAUUCAGCACGUUCAAUACUCCCGCUUCUUCUUGAAAACAUUAAACCUGAUCCUGAUAUUUCACAUGAAAAGUUAAAAGGGACUUUGUAUAUAUUACAAUAUCCAAGAUUGUUGUACCUGAUAACACAUUAUUGGGAAGCAAUGGUGAAGGCGUGGCCUAUGAUCGUAAAAGCUGAUCAAUCUGAAAAACCUUCAAUAGUAAAGCUAGUUAAUCAAUUGGUUCUUCGGUUGGAAUCUAAAUAUGACACCCUUGGAUUUAAACGACAGGUGACAGCAAAAUGUCGAGAGUUGUCAGAAAUGAUUUUACAAAGUAAAUACCCACUGCCUGCUUCAUCAAUGGAACCAAAAAAUGAAUCAUUAAUGCCAACUGUUGAUUUACUAACACAAGCUGAAGUCAAUUUAAAAGAAAUGAAUAAUGAAAACGAAAGGUUAUAUCAUGUACUGGUCGAGAAUUUAGCAAAUUUACUGGAAGACAAGAAUAUGCAAUGGAGAUGUGCAGAAAUUUGUAUGAAGCUAUUAUCUUUGUUACUUACCAACGAAAUCAACAUGCCAUUGAAAGCUGUCCACAUUUUUGUAAACUUCUUGGUGCAUGACUCGUUGCGCAUGAGAAAGUUUGCUGUGAAGGCAGUGGUGGCUAUACUACAUCAACAGAAACUAAAGCAACCAAAAAUCUCUGUUGACUUUUCGAAGUUUGGCUUAGAUACAAGCAGUUCAGCCAUCUUACAAUUGUGUGCAGGCGAUCGAGAAGAUAACAGAUGGCUACAAUUUCAAGUAAAUGCUGCACCAAAUUCACAAGAAGAAAUGGAUAAAUUUACAUUUGUUGACAAAACCCAUUGGGGAUUUCAGGCAUGGCCUUUAGAGUUAAAAACUUAUGAUGUGAAGCGAUUACAACAAAUGCAUAGAAGAAAAGAAGAACUUAACCCUACAGAAUUAGUUAUUUAUGAAGCGUUUUCAAAUAGCGAAUUUUUAAAAACGUUUUUUAAGUUCUUUUCACUAGAAGUUAACAAAGGACAAGACACGUUUCGCCAGAUUCAAUUUUUACUAUACAAAGCUUUAUUUCGCAAUUAUGGUAGUACGUUUUUGGAAGAAUUCAAGCUGGUCUUAGUUGAACUUUUAAGUGAUGCUGUUGAGAGCAAGCAUCGUUGUGCGUCUGAAGUUAUUGCAGGUGUUAUACGUGGUGCUAAGAACUGGAAUUAUAAAAGUUUAGAUUCUUUGUGGAGUUUUUUGUGCCCUCUACUAAAAGAUAUAUUUAGUACUAAAAUUAUACCAGAAAUGUUACGAGAUUGGACUAUAGCGUUGAUCACUUCUACGGAAAGCAGAGAUCCAAAUCGUUUCCAUCAACUCUUCACUGUUCUCAUGGAUAAUCCGAUCUGUGGUGCGGGCGGUUCAUUGGGUGACACAAGUCGGUUAAUGAUGUUACAAAACACUAUCGCUCAACAAGAAUGGCGUAUUGCUGAUUUAUAUCAUCAGUUGUUUGAAUAUCUUAAGCCGCGAUUCUCACAUCCUUACAAAAAUGUAAGAGAUCGAAUUGGAAGCGUUCUGUCGUAUGUGUUUAUGUGCGACAUCAAAUAUGGCUGCCACACCCCCACCCUUUCACCUCACAUUGGAACUUUUGUUGAUUUCGUGAUUGAAGAUUUAACCGUGCUCAGUACUGACGUUCUUGAAGCAGCAGUGCACAGUCCACUAGCAUCCAGUGAACUUCAAAAUGGUAGCCAAGCUGUGGAAGUUAAAGAAGUUCAGAAUGGUGACAAGAUGGAAACUGAUAGUGAGGAUGAAAACAAGAGGAGAGACAGAGUUGCUAAAACAGUUUUGUCUUUCCUUAUUAACAACUCAUUCACGAUGCAACCAAUAAACAAAGAUAUUUACAGAUUAAUACCUGUGCUCAUCCCACUUGAAGCACGUGAAGAUGAUCCAGAUAUCAGUGAAAACUGCAAAAAAGCUUUUCGACUACUCGCCUCUAAACCGGUGCCGAGAGAUAUGGUCAGUAUUGCAGUGUCAUCAAUUAUUAAGGGGUGUGACUGUAAAUCGUGGAACGCGAGAAGGACAGCUCUAAACUUUUUGCAGGUCAUGAUUUUUCAUAAUUUCUUCGUCUUGGAUACUGAUGAAAUCAGAAAAGAAGUUGAAGGAGUUAUCACACGGAGAUUAUUAGACGAACAGUUGGAGGUUCGUGAAGUAGCAUCAACUUUAUUGAGUGGAUUAAUUCAUUUUGGCUACAUCAAAGUGAAAGAUGAACUUCUGAAAUCCUUUUCAAAAAUGGCGAAAACAAAGAUUAAAAAAGCUCGACAUGGUAUUGAACUUACAGUGGAAGAUUUACAGAAAAAUACCGCUGCUCUGCAUGUCAAACAUGGCGGGUUGCUAGGGUUAUCUGCGUGUGUACUUGCCUUUCCAUACGAUGUUCCGUUGUGGAUGCCUGAAGUUUUGUUAGAUGUCGGAAACUACCUGCACGACGCCCCGCAAAUCCAGGCAACUGUUAAAAAGACGUUAUCAGAGUUCAGACGAACCCAUCAUGAUAACUGGCAGAUGCAUCGACAAAAAUUCACCGACGACCAGUUAUCGGUACUCACUGAUUUGUUAAUCUCGCCGAGUUAUUACGCUUAACAAAGUCGAGUGUUAACUAGUCUCCCGAUAGAGUAUGAUGACGUCAAUUUCGUUAGGAUGGUGACAUAAAUAAUGACGCCCUUCUUAUUGGGAGAUGUAACUUAGUUUAUUAUACUUCUAAAUUUAAUAGGAUAUUUCAUAAAAAGUAUAUACAUAACAGGGUGACCACACCUUGAAAUUAUUCUCCUAAAAAUCUUUAAAAUUUAGCCUACGUCUCUUUCCCUUUUAAUUUUUUGCAAAGAAGUUUUUCGAUUUACUUUAAAUAUUAUAUUAUUUUCUUAUAUAUAUAGUUUCUUUUCUAAAUAGUCUUCAAAACAAUAUACAGUUGACUCCCGGUAGCACUGAUAACGCGAACUUUCAUUACGUCGAACCAUCAUCUUAAGUGCAUUGAACUUUUCUUAAUACGUUCUUAUAAAAUACUUAGGAUAAAUCGAACAACGUUAAUUAACUUUUCCCAUUUCUUAUACCCCUGAGGCUAAUAACUCGAACUUCUUGCUCCAGAAAAUGGAAUCAAAGGCUAGAAUGUCAGGUUUGAAAUUUAUUUAGUUUUUAUAACUCUUGACGUAAUUACAAAUGUUGCCUGCACAGCAAAAUUUAAUUUACAAGAAGGAAGUAUACCACCUCUAUUGCAUAGGUUGCACCUUUUCCCAGUAACUGUUGCUCCACCUCUUCAAAAAAUCGAUUUAACUCGAACUAUUUUCCUCAGUCUAUUGGGGUGUCGAGUUACCAGGAGUUUAAUGUAUACCAUUACACAACAAAAAUUACCGUUACACAACAAAAAUUGAUUUUGUUUUUUUGAAAAUCUAACUCCAGCUCUCCUUAAAUGCUACUGUUUCUUAAAAUUAAAAGUUGUUGUUAAUAUGCAAAACUCAAGCAGCAUUUCAAAAUGGCAGAAGUUUUUAUUGUAGCUCAUCAGUAAGGUUUCUUAAUAUAUGCAGUGUUAUUAUUUUCAAUAUUUUUACACUUGUCACAAAAAUUUAGCGAGGUAUAGUUAUGUUUUAGUUCUUCUAUAUUCAUAUAGCUUUUUUAAGUAAAAAUGGAAUUAAUCAUUAAUAAUCAAGUCAUUCAUAAGGAGGUGUUCACAUGCGUUUGGUCAGACAGUUAGCCUGGCUUAGUUUGCCAGCCUGGAAUCCACACGACGUUUUGCAACCCAGGCUAGAAAUUAGGUACAUGAAAAGUGUGUAUUUUUCAAUUAAGUUUUUUACAUAUAUUUGCUAAUCCUAAUACGUAAAUUAUUAUUUUCCACCAAAAGAUAAAAUUUGUUGAUAAAAGUUUAUUUUUAAUAUCUUUGUUAUCAAUUGUGUUUUAAUCAUGCACAAAUAUGUUUCGUAUGGAAAAAAUUUAGCCCGCCUUGCCGGGAUCUCGGUUGACAAAAAGCGAGAUCCCGGUUAGCCAAGCGUGGUCGCUUCCAAUAUGAUAGGUUGUUGAUUUAUAUGAGAAUUGGUUAAGAGAGCCGAGAUCACGAGCGAGCAAACCGAACCAUUCCGGCUAACCGGGCUCAUAUGAACACCGCCUAAAUGUAGUUAUCGCAUGCCCUUGUGUUGACAUUUAUCCAAAAACAGAAGGUUUUGUUUGCAAGAACUGCUCUUUAAAUGACUACAUGAUAUGUGAUGAGUUUAUUUUAGUAUUUUUAAUGUUUUUUUUGCUUUUUAUUUUAAUAGCACUAUAUCGAAUUGUUGGA
Molecule: messenger RNA, 7434 nt
Organism: Hydractinia symbiolongicarpus
Lineage: Eukaryota; Metazoa; Cnidaria; Hydrozoa; Anthoathecata; Hydractiniidae
Product: proteasome activator complex subunit 4-like
Exons: 33
Coding region: 204-5753 (1849 amino acids)
Biological process (GO): proteasomal ubiquitin-independent protein catabolic process
Cellular component (GO): nucleus; cytosol
Molecular function (GO): proteasome binding; peptidase activator activity
Source: RefSeq, a predicted model, not a curated record